CAAAAGUGUAGUCCACACAGUGUACGGAGUAGCAUGCCAAUCCUGCCACCUCAGCUGCUUCUAUCUACAGCUCGGUCAUUCUCCACGCCCGUCUUCCCAUGAUCUCCCAAGCACCUAUCUAUCACUUACGAUACCCAUUACGAACGCCCGACCUGACAAUAUAUGCGCUUAUCGCCACGAGUUUCGGUAGGCCUGACGUGAAAAGAGGGAGAGAGAGAAAAAGAGCGAGAGAGAGACGGUUCCUCUUCUGAAUUAGCGUCUCGUCGUGUCUGAAACCACGACAAAUUGGGUGCCAUGGCUCAAGACGCCCUGGACAAGUUGCGGGAUCUGGCAGACGGCCAAAUUGACUUUGAGGGACAGAAACUAGCAGAAUUGCUCUCCACGCUGCUUCUAUCAGUGUUCGCAGUUCUCUCCUUUAUGGUCGGGUUCACGCUGCAAGAUAUCAAACUGGCGGUAUACAUUGGCUUAGUGGGCACCUGCCUGACUUUCCUCGUCGUCGUUCCACCUUGGCCUUUCUUCACCCGACACCCUAUCAAGUGGCUGGAUGCAUAUGCCAGCAGAUCACUCGUCGCGAUAGAAACAACCACAGAAUAAAGCUGCCGUCAACCGAGCAUUCUUAUUUGGCCACGCGCCUUCUGGCUUUCGUCGCGGCUAUUUCCAGGCUUUAGCUACGUAAUUACUAGUCGCAGGGUUCCAUGUCUCCAUGCUCGUCCAGGUAUACUACUAGCCUCCCAUGAUCUGGCGUAUCUAUUGCACAUUACCCUUCUGCGAGCACCGCUAGCCUAAUCCUGAAUGGCUCCUAAGGCUUGGACGCCCAAGUCGAAAAGUAGCAGGGUCCGCAUUUCACUCAACGACCAUACUUCUGAAAUUCCCAGUCUCGGUUGUCCAAAGGACACACUUGUCGGGUCUUAA
Messenger RNA from Sodiomyces alkalinus F11, 912 nucleotides. RefSeq names its product microsomal signal peptidase 12kDa subunit. Gene Ontology annotation, biological process: protein targeting to ER. The transcript is spliced from 3 exons. The record is from RefSeq and is a predicted model, not a curated record. Bases 295 to 594 code for a protein of 99 amino acids. Gene Ontology annotation, cellular component: endoplasmic reticulum membrane; signal peptidase complex. Lineage: Eukaryota; Fungi; Ascomycota; Sordariomycetes; Glomerellales; Plectosphaerellaceae.